This is a messenger RNA of Nelumbo nucifera (sacred lotus), 914 nucleotides long. RefSeq lists its product as uncharacterized. Gene Ontology annotation, cellular component: plasmodesma; plasma membrane. Lineage: Eukaryota; Viridiplantae; Streptophyta; Magnoliopsida; Proteales; Nelumbonaceae. The record is from RefSeq and is a predicted model, not a curated record.
UUUCCUGUGGGUGCGGCUGAUUCAUUGAAUUUGAAUCCAUUUCCUGUGGGCCUUGAUGGCGAACGAGGCAUGACGCUCCUUCCAGAAGGUUAUGGCUAUGGAGAUGAUCACUCCCAACAGAUCCAUCGCUGCAAUUCUCUUGGUGUUGCAGCAUGAGAAUUUCAGGUCUGAAAACCAGAAGAGCAAGCGGACUUCCCUUCUAAAACUUACAGCAUGGUUCAGAGACCCUCUUGAUAAUUAUAAGCGCUACACAGGGGGAUGGAAUAUCAGCGAACGACAUUUCUGAGCUUCUGUAGGUUUUUCCGCUGCUCCCCUGUUUCUCAUUGCUGCAAUAUGGUUCCUAGGCUUUGGGCUUUGCUUGCUGCUCAUCUGCCUUUGUUACUGCCGUUGCCUACGACGACGUUAUGGUUAUUCCCGAGCAGCAUAUGCUUGUUCAUUAAUUUUUCUCGUACUCUUCACCAUUGCUGCAAUGGAAAGUUCCACAGUAGUACAACAAACACCCUAGCUUAUGUUGUGAAGCAGGCAAAUACCACGGCAGAAAACCUUAGGAAUGUAUUAGACUAUCUUGUUGCUGCUAAGCUGAUUGGUGUGGACCAGGUUUUUCUACCUUCUGAUAUGAUGGCUAAGAUUGAUGAGGUUCAAACAAAGAUAAAUUCUUCUGCUGCAACUCUUGCUGAUGAGACAGUGAAGAACUCAGACAGUACACAGGAAGUCUUAGACAAUAUGUAAGAAAAUGCUUUUAGAUCUAUCUUUUUGUAAGUCUAUUACUCUCCUUGAUUAUUCUGAACUAUGCGGCAAGUUUCAGAUUGUAUGCUUUUCAUUUCAUUUUUUCUACUGUACCGAUACAAGAUGCACUACGAUUGUCAAUCGGCUGUGUAUCGGUACCAUAUCAGCGUGUAUCACAUAGUAUCAGU